UUGACCAAAUUCAUUAUUGCCAUGCACUAUCGAUCUAGGCACGUCCGACCGGCAGGUGUGAAGGAAUUAUUGGGCCCUCGGGUCCGCUUCCGUCAAAUGCCAUGACAGGAGCUUAGAAAACAUUCCAUGAUGGCCCAUGUGAAUGUUCCAAUUGUUCCAAUUGCGCUCAAACUAUCGAACUUGCACUGCUGUGGGACUUCGGAUCGGAAUCUCUUUUUAAGUGGUUACAUCUACUUUGCCCGAUGGCCGCUAUGGCGUGGCAUAACCGUACCAGCUGAUGUGAAAGUAUUUCUCGACCGCAAAACAACGGAGUCCUUCACUGAUUUGUUAUAUUCAAUUGACAAUAGACCCGCACAUCGUCCCAUCAACAGGCGAGUAGCAAGCACAAAGAAUGUAACGAACAAGAACAAAUUAAGAGGCAUACGCCCCACAAACCCAGUCGCGCGCAAUAACAGACACAAUCCUAGAUCCUCUUCGCAAGAAGAUCCAACUGUACAUUCGAUUGUAUUUCCAAGGUCACUCGGGGGAAGAUAUUGACAUGGGUGUCCCCCGGCUAUAAUAUUCGAUACGAAACCGUUUAGAGGAUGCUGCCGAUGGCGAUGCAGGGAAGGUUGAUCAGGUUGCCGCUCUAAAGAAGCUUCAGGCAACGCUCUGGCCUUUGUUAUCAGG
Molecule: messenger RNA, 669 nt
Organism: Aspergillus sclerotioniger CBS 115572
Lineage: Eukaryota; Fungi; Ascomycota; Eurotiomycetes; Eurotiales; Aspergillaceae
Exons: 3
Coding region: 127-537 (136 amino acids)
Source: RefSeq, a predicted model, not a curated record